GGCUCAUGAAGAUUGGUUUAGUAGGUCUAGUGAGAAAGUGAAGGAGAAAUCUUUUCAGGUUAAGGGAGUCUUUUGAAAAUGGGAAGGUAGAGCUUUUUGCUAUAAAUAUGUAAUAACGGGCUUCAAAACAAAAGUAAAGUUCAAUGCUAUUAUUGCAAGAAGUAUGGACAUAAGGAAGGAGAAUCUUAGAACAAGCAAAAGGGUGAGGAAAAUGCUAACUUUUCGGAGGGCGAAGAGGAAAGUAAGUUUUUUAUGACUCAUUCAACUCGUAUUUUUGUCACUGAAAGUGUGUGGUUUGUGGAUAGCCCAAUUAUCUUUCAUAUAUGAUAUACUCUCUAUGUCCCCCGAGAUUAAUGAAAGUUUCUCCUUAUCAUGGUAUUGUUUAACAAGACCUAUGAAGAUGGGUUUAGUAGGUCUAGUGAGAAAGUGAAGGGGAAUUCUUUUCAGGUUAAGGAAUUCUUUUGAAAAGGGGAAGGUAGAACUUUUUGCAAUGAUAACGGGAUUCAAAACCAAAGUUAACUUCAAUGCUCUUAUUGCAAGAAGUAUGGACAUAAGGAAGGAGAAUCAUGGAACACGCAAAAGGUUGAGGAAAAGGCCGACUUUUCUAAGGUGGAAGAGGAAAGUAAGUUCUUUAUGACUCAUUGAACUAGUAUUUCUAUCAUUGUAAGUGUGUGGUUUGUGGAUAGUCCAUUUAUAUUUCAUAUAUGACAUACUACUCUCUUUGUCCCCCGAGAUUAAUAAAAUUUUCUCCUUAGCAUGGUCUUGCCUAAAAAGGUCUAUGGUUUUCUCUCAAUUUGGGUUUCGUGUUUCCACAUAUAAUUACUUAUAUUAGCUUCAUUUUAUGCACUCCGUAUUUUUCUGGGAUCUUAUUUUUGAUGCAUUGUUUACUUGAUGUCGAGUUCAUCUUGUCAGCAUCCACUAUAUUAAAAUCCGUCGUGUGUGUGUGUGUGUGUGUAAGCGCUUUUCGUCUAGAAAAACAUUUCCACAUUUGAGAAAAUUGAUAUUUAUGGUAGGUGUAAUUUGGGUGUUAUUUUUUUCCAUUUUACCCUUAUUUUAUACGGUGGAAAUAUGAUGUGGUUAGUAGAUUAAUAAGGAAUAUGUAUGAUGCGAUAGAUAGAUUAAUAAUUAAUAGAGGUAAAUAGUUGAUUUAGAUUGAAAGAUGAAGUAUUUUUUCGAAUAGAUGAAAAAGGAAGGAGAAAAUUUUUGGUGGGACGAAAAUAAUAUAUGUUGUACUCCUAUAUGAUACCAUUAAUUGAAUUUUAGAAAUAUGAAAUUUGAAACCAUUGAAAUAAUGAAAUAUAUAUAGACCAUUAAUUGGAAAAGUUUUGACUCGCCUUUCAACGCCCUCCGUUUUGUUCGUGGUAACAAGGGAGGAGAAAGUUUGAAGGGUCAAUGAAACCAGUCAAUAGAAACACCAAGAAAUCGAAAACAUAUAAAAAGGACAAAGAACAUUAACAAACAAGAGUUAAGGUUCUCAUUGUUCUAAGAGGAGAAGAAAGAGCUGAGGAUACAUCAUUUUCUUCUCUUCUUCUCCAUCAAUAAAUAAUAAUAACACAUUUCCUGCAUGCAUAUUAUUGUUGUUUUCCCAUGCAUGCAUUGAAAAACUGCCUUUAAUUUAUCAUCUUAGUUUUGUUUCAUUGAAAAACUGCCUAUAAACAAAUAUAAUUACAAUUAUGGCUCCGAGUAAAUUGAGAAAAGCCAUAGGAGCGGUGAAGGACCAGACAAGCAUAAGCCUGGCCAAAGUAGGCGGCAGCGCCUCCCUGUCGGAGCUUGAGAUCGCCAUUGUCAAGGCCACCCGCCACGAAGAAUAUCCGCCGGAGGAGAAGCACAUAAGAGAGAUCCUUUGCCUCACGUGCUACUCACGCGCCUAUGUCGGCGCGUGUGUUGGCACCUUAUCGCGCCGCCUCAGCAAGACAAAGAACUGGGUGGUGGCGCUCAAGUCUCUCAUGGUCAUCCACCGGUUGCUCACGGACGGCGACCAAUCGUACGAGCAGGAGUUCUUCUUCGCCACCCGGUGCGGGACCCGCCUCCUCAACAUGUCCGACUUCCGCGACUCCCGGUCCAACUCGUGGGACUUCUCGGCGUUCGUGAGGACGUACUCGCUCUACCUCGACGAGCAGCUCGAGUUCCGGAUGCAGACGCGCCGCGGGAAACACGGCGCCGCGUUCGCGUACGAGGAAGACAGGGAAGAGGGCGAGGAGGUGGGGCCCGAUGCCAUUGUCGUGAGAAGCUCCCACGCUGAAAUGAAGAACGAGCAUCUGUUCUCAAGAACGCAGCAUUGCAUGCAGAUUCUUGAUCGUUUCUUGGCUUGCAGGCCUACAGGGGCUGCAAAGAGAAACAGGCUCGUGCUUGUGGCCAUGUAUCAGAUAGUAAGGGAAAGCUUCCAAAUAUAUUACGCCAUGGCUGAAAUAUUCGGCAUCUUGGUGGACCGGUUCAUGAAGCUUGAUAUCCCCGACGCCAGAAGAGUCUACGAGAUCUUCUACCGCGUGUCGAAGCAGUACGAUGAGCUCGAGAUGUUCUACGAGUGGAGCAAAGCGGCGGGGAUUUCGCGGUUAUCCGACUACCCGGACAUGGAGAAUUACCCGAAGAAGAAACUCGACAUUAUGGAAGAGAUUAUCCGGGAGAAGACGGAAAUGGCGAGGGGGAGAAAAAUGAAGAGCCCAGAGCCAGAACCAGAGCCGGAACCAGAACCGGAACCGGAAGAGGACAUGAAUACGACAAAGGCACUGCCGGCGCCGCCGGAGGAAGAGGUGUUGGAAGAGAAGAGAGAGGAGGAGCCAAAAGAGGAGGAGAAGAAGAAGGGGCAAGACAUGGGAGAUCUUUUGAACUUGGGAGAAGAUGCACCCACAUCAGAAGAACAUUCAAACCAGUUGGCAUUGGCUUUAUUUGACGGUGCUCCGCCAACAGCUCCGGCGACUACAACAAUGACGGUGACUCCAUGGGAAGCGUUCACCGGUAACGGCGAUUGGGAAACCGCUCUUGUUCAAUCCGCUAGCCACUUGUCAACCCAAAAGGCACAACUUCCGGGCGGCUUCGAUCAAUUAACGCUCGACGGGAUGUACCAACAGGGAGUGCUAAACCAGGCGAUAACCACCUCUGGAGUCGUAGCGACGGGUAGCGCAAGUAGCGUCGCGUUCGGGUCCGCCGGAAAGCCAGCAAUGCUGGCACUCCCGGCGCCGCCCUCAGCCACCAGAGCGGCAAACGCGGCGGUGCCGGGAGCCGACCCUUUCACGGCUUCGCUGUCGGUCCCGCCGCCGACGUACGUGCAGAUGUCGGAGAUAGACAAGAAGCAGAGACUGUUGUUAGAAGAGCAGCAAAUGUGGCAACAGUAUGCAAGAAAUGGGAUGCAGGGACAAGUAGUAUUAGAGAAGGCCCAUCAAACGCCUCAGCCUUUUAAUUACUAUGGGUAUUAGUGACUACUUUUUGACCUGUACAUUUAGAAGUCUUUUUGGUGUGUUUGGCAGUCCAAUUUAUUAUGUGACAGUUUCUGUUUUUUUUCACCUAAAGAAAGAUUUGUAGAUUUA
Molecule: messenger RNA, 3524 nt
Organism: Cuscuta campestris
Lineage: Eukaryota; Viridiplantae; Streptophyta; Magnoliopsida; Solanales; Convolvulaceae
Source: the annotation of a GenBank genome assembly